AUCUUUGCUCUAUAUCCUUUAUAACAAUCAACUAGAAAAUCAGUUAUAUAUAGACAUCCUCAGCGAAGAUCCUCUCUAACAAUGGUUCCUCCAAACCCCCCGAACCCCCCGCAUAGGCGAACGCAGCCGCAACCACAACCGUUGCCUAGGAAGGGUUUGAACCCUAUCCUAUGCAUCAUUGUCGCUCUCAUCCUCUUAGGACUCCUUGUUGGUCUUGCCAUAUUGAUCACAUACCUCACCCUCAGGCCAAAGCGACUCGUCUACACGGUAGAAGCCGCGUCAGUCCAAGAUUUUGCCAUUGCCAAAGACGAUCACAUUAGCGCCAAAUUCAACUAUGUGAUCAAAUCAUACAACCCGGAGAAACAUGUGUCCGUAAGAUACCAUUCCAUGCACAUCUCCACGGCUCACCAUAACCAGUCCGUGGCUCACAAGGAGAUCUCUGCCUUCAAGCAGCGUCCUAAGAACGAGACGAGGAUUGAGACACAGCUUGUGUCGCACAACGUGGCGCUGUCUAAGUUUAACGCGAAGGACUUGAGGGCUGAACAAUCGAAAGGAGUGAUCGAAAUGGAAGUGUAUAUAUCGGCUAGAGUGAGCUACAAGACGUGGAUUUUUCGGUCCAGGAGACGUACGUUGAAGGCUGUGUGUACGCCGGUAAUGAUCAACGUUACGGCGAGCUCUUUGGAUGGAUUCCAGAGAGUUUUAUGCAAAACUCGUCUUUAGUUUGGAUUUUAAUCAAUUUGAAUUGGUUCCAUUUGUGUGCAUCAUAAUUCAUACGUGUAUCAAAUUUGCUAUGAUUGAUUGUGUGUAUCUGUGUGUGUGUGUGUGUUUUUUUUUUUUCAAUUUCUUCUUUGGUUUUUUAAUUGUUCUUUGUAUGCAUUCAUUCCAU
Molecule: messenger RNA, 886 nt
Organism: Eutrema salsugineum
Lineage: Eukaryota; Viridiplantae; Streptophyta; Magnoliopsida; Brassicales; Brassicaceae
Exons: 1
Coding region: 82-720 (212 amino acids)
Cellular component (GO): plasma membrane
Source: RefSeq, a predicted model, not a curated record